GCGCGGACGUUGCGGCGCGACGCGACCGCGGCCUAGUGAUGUGCGCGUAGCUAUCGACGCUCCCAACAUGAUGACUAUGGACGUCGGGAUGUACAACAAUCAGCAGAACGGUUACAACGCCGAGUACUACCAGGCGGCGGGCUACCAGCCCUACGAGGGCUACCCGGAGGGCUACUACGAGGCGGGGCCGUACUACGAGGGACUGCUGCACGGCCCGCCGGAGCCCGCGCCCGUCAUCAGCACCGACGCCGGCCUGUGCUAUACCAACCUCGACUACGGCGAGCUGCAGCAGCACCCCGCCUACCCCGCGCCCGCGCCGCCGCCACACGAUGCCUUCAAGCACAGGGAGGAUAUACCCCGGCCGGAGGACGUGCACCUGCACGACCAGAAGCUGGACAAUCACUACCUGGAGUCCAAGUACAACAUGCACUACAUGGACGAGUCGAGCGUGCAGUACGGCGCGGGCUCGCCGCUGCCCAUGGGGGGCGACUUCGACCCCUACUGCCCCAAGGACGAGUUCGGGGGGCUGCGGGAGUUCUCCCGGGACGGGGACCUGCAGCACCACCAGCCCCACGCCUCACACUCCACAGUGCCAACAUACAAAUGGAUGCAGGUCAAAAGGAAUGUCCCCAAACCUACUGCGCCAAAGCUGAUGAUUCCGCCGGCGGAGUUCGUGGGCAGCGUCCUCGGGAGCCCGCAGGAGCUGCGGCCCGCCGGCCUGCCCAGCCCGUUGCUAGGCAACACGGGCCGGACCAACUUCACCAACAAGCAACUCACGGAGCUAGAGAAGGAGUUCCACUUCAACAAAUACCUCACGCGCGCGCGCCGCAUCGAGAUCGCGUCCGCGCUGCAACUCAACGAGACCCAGGUCAAGAUCUGGUUCCAGAACAGACGCAUGAAGCAGAAGAAGAGGAUCAAAGAGGGGCUGAUCGUGCCGCCCGACGCGCCCGGCUCGAGCGAGAACAGCCGCGAGUCCAGCUAGAGACUGUCUGUGUAUAGUGUAUGGCGGCCGGCGAUGGACCCAGAUGCUCGUCCCGUAUCUAAGCCACUCAAAUUAAGUGCCACUUAAAUUUAAUAUGGCUGAAUUUAAGUAGCGCUACGCAGCCUCUCCGCGUUGGCUUAUGAGGCAAUGAUAUACUUAACACAAAAUAUAGAAAGGUAUGUCCUCUAUGGACGUCAAUUGUACUUCAAAUGAAAAUAAUAAUAAAAAAUAUACCUGUAAUUCUAUUGACCAUGAUUGGCCUAACGGGAGAGAAACGCUAAGAAGACGAUUUUGAAGCUCGUUACUAAUGUCCUUCAGGAUACGUGUGUAUUCUGUAAUUUCGAAGGAAGGAAAGGCUACGAUUCUAAUGUCCUUCCAGGGACAUUAGAAUCGUAGCCACUAUUCAUGGACGAGCAGCAGCUUGGGACGAAACACCGCACAGCCGCUAGUGGCGCGCGCACACUUGUGACAAAAUGUGCAAACGGAAGUGGUUAUGAAAUAGUCCUGUGGUUAUGAAAUAGUCCUCAUUGAUACAUAAUAUAUCUCAAGGUUUAGCGGGAUCUAAAUCGCAUUUACAGAUAUUUAUAAACUACAUAAGUGGUUACAAACUCGAGUAGAAUUAUUGUUUAAUAGUGGAAUCGAGAGGUUUCGGGUAGAUUGUCUACUAUUUGAAGUUCUCUUGAUUCUAUAUUAUUGUAUGAUGUUCAAU
Molecule: messenger RNA, 1691 nt
Organism: Aricia agestis (brown argus)
Lineage: Eukaryota; Metazoa; Arthropoda; Insecta; Lepidoptera; Lycaenidae
Product: homeobox protein Hox-B1b-like
Exons: 2
Coding region: 68-982 (304 amino acids)
Biological process (GO): regulation of transcription by RNA polymerase II
Cellular component (GO): nucleus
Molecular function (GO): DNA-binding transcription factor activity, RNA polymerase II-specific; RNA polymerase II cis-regulatory region sequence-specific DNA binding
Source: RefSeq, a predicted model, not a curated record